Sinocyclocheilus rhinocerous is the source of this 981-nucleotide messenger RNA. RefSeq lists its product as uncharacterized. Gene Ontology annotation, cellular component: external side of plasma membrane. The transcript has 10 exons. Gene Ontology annotation, biological process: T cell costimulation; cellular response to lipopolysaccharide; cell surface receptor signaling pathway. NCBI's taxonomy places the organism in Eukaryota, Metazoa, Chordata, Actinopteri, Cypriniformes, Cyprinidae. The record is from RefSeq and is a predicted model, not a curated record. The coding region runs from base 1 to 876 and encodes 291 amino acids.
AUGUCCACUCUUGUUCCCUGCAGAGACAUUCAUCCAGACACCAUCCAGAGAGUCAAUACUGACAUCUCCAAAGCUGCCCAAUCUCAGUACCACAGGAAUACAAGAUGCACAGAGGUCACCGUGAAUGCUUCUCUGAAAUCUGAAGUCUUUCUCCCAUGUCACUUUAAUAUAAGCCAUCACAAUGAAACCGAGAGUGUGAAUUGGAACCGUUAUUCCAGUCUUGUAACGAUCAGGAUUAAUGGCAGAAUCUUCUUUCACAGUCCUAGUGAAGGACGAGUGAAUGUUUUUCCACUUCUAUCUAAACAUGGAAAUUUCUCCAUCCUCAUCCAUGAUCUGCAGUCUUCAGACAUUGGCACCUACACAUGUCGGCUGAACAGUGAAUGCUGGAUGGUGAAGAUCAAUGAACGUCCGCACAGAAUCAAUGAGUCAAACCCCUGGUUCUACUUUGCAGCUGGAGCUGGAUUGCUUAUUCUGCUUUUUAUUGCAUUCAGCCUGUUAUCAAAAUUCUAUGGGAAGUGUGUAAAUACAUCAUCCAAAUCUGAUCCAGUUAAUGGCGUACAGAGUGAAGGUAGUAAUUCCCCCGAAGAAACACAGAAUACAGAAAGCAGUGGACAUAGAAACAAGAGGGGUGUGAGGAGGGGUCCCACAACUGUUUAUGAAAAUGACAUACAUGCUCCAAAUCAAAGUUCUGCUGUGCAGCAGGGGCAACAUCCUCAGAGAGCAUUCAGGGCUGCUCCUGAGCCAACUACAAGUCAUCCUUCAGAUGUAAAACCAUAUUAUGUUAACCAGGCGGAGCUCUCCAUUCCAGCAAAUGCUGGCAAAAAACGGAAAAAACAAAAACAUAUUCAGUUUAAAAAUCCAAUAUACAGUGACUGAAGUGAUCAGAAGUCAACGACAGAAUCCAGUUCCACAGAAUCCAGAAAACACACGUUUCAGACAGUUCAAUAUCUCAAUAAAUGCUGAUGUUUAACAUGGUUCAUG